Molecule: messenger RNA, 396 nt
Organism: Wickerhamiella sorbophila
Lineage: Eukaryota; Fungi; Ascomycota; Dipodascomycetes; Dipodascales; Trichomonascaceae
Product: 60S ribosomal protein L32
Exons: 1
Coding region: 1-396 (131 amino acids)
Biological process (GO): translation
Cellular component (GO): cytosolic large ribosomal subunit; ribosome
Molecular function (GO): structural constituent of ribosome
Source: RefSeq, a predicted model, not a curated record
AUGACGGCCGCUCUGCCCCAUCCUAAGAUCGUGAAGAAGCACGCCAAGCAGUUCAAGCGUCACCAUUCUGACCGCUACAAGCGCGUUGGUGAGUCCUGGCGCAAGCCCAAGGGUAUCGAUUCGGCCGUCCGCCGCCGUUUCCGUGGUACCAUCCGCAUGCCCAAGAUCGGCUACGGCUCCAACAAGCGCACUCGUCACCUCAUGCCCUCCGGCCACAAGGCUUUCUUGGUCUCCAACAUCUCUGAGCUCGAACUUUUGCUCGUCCAGUCCAAGACUUAUGCCGCUGAGAUCGCCCACAACGUCUCUGUCCGCAACCGGGCCGCCAUUGUUGAGCGUGCCAGGGCUUUGGGUGUCAAGGUUACCAACGCCCACGCCCGUGCUACCAAGACCGCCUAA